This is a messenger RNA of Capsaspora owczarzaki ATCC 30864, 609 nucleotides long. RefSeq lists its product as hypothetical. The transcript has 4 exons. The coding region runs from base 25 to 609 and encodes 194 amino acids. NCBI's taxonomy places the organism in Eukaryota, Filasterea, Ministeriida, Capsasporidae. The record is from RefSeq and is a predicted model, not a curated record. Gene Ontology annotation, molecular function: cysteine-type peptidase activity; deNEDDylase activity. Gene Ontology annotation, biological process: proteolysis.
UGUUUUCUUUCUUUAUUUGUGAACAUGAUGUCUGAUUCAGACAGUCCGGCAAUCCUGUCCUAUCACAACACGCUGCUGCUGAGGAGCGACCUGGAUCUGCUGAGCGCUGGAGAGUGGCUCAACGACCGUCUCAUUGGCUUUGCAUUCGAAUACCUCGAAUUUCAAGUCCUCCCAAGCGCAAGCUCAGCCUGCAGCGGUCAAGCGUCACCGGACCUCGCAUCGAGAAUUCUGCUUGUUGGCCCAGACGUUGCCUUCUUGUUGGCAAACAUGGAUCCCGACCAGGCGGCGGGAAUACUGGCGUCGCUGGACGCUCCAUCGCGGGAGCUCGUUCUGCUGCCAGUGAAUAACAAUCGCAACGUCGAAGCUGCCGGAGGAUCACAUUGGAGUUUGCUUGUGGUGGAUUGCUCGAGCCAACGCUUGUUCCACAUCGACUCUGCCGAAGGAUCGAACAUGUCAUCGGCAAAAUCACUUGCGCGGAUACUGAGAUCUGUUCUUGGAAUCUCUGCGAAAGUACCUGUUCGCGCAAUGCCGUGUCCUCAGCAGCAUAAUUGUACGCCUUUCGACCGCUGCGUCUUUGUCUUGUUGAAUGCUGCGUCCAAGUUUUGCUAA